Molecule: messenger RNA, 7178 nt
Organism: Drosophila pseudoobscura
Lineage: Eukaryota; Metazoa; Arthropoda; Insecta; Diptera; Drosophilidae
Gene: Dop2R
Product: dopamine D2-like receptor
Exons: 11
Coding region: 1092-3773 (893 amino acids)
Biological process (GO): adenylate cyclase-activating adrenergic receptor signaling pathway
Cellular component (GO): plasma membrane
Molecular function (GO): G protein-coupled receptor activity; dopamine neurotransmitter receptor activity, coupled via Gi/Go
Source: RefSeq, a predicted model, not a curated record
CUCUGCCGUGGCUCGACAGUUGGUUAUGAAAUCUGAACGUGUUCGCACGUGCCGCACGGAUCUCGCAGCAGCUUCAACAGCCAUCCACUCAGUUCAAUUCAAUUCAACUCAACUCCGCUCCACUCAAUGCAACUCCACUCGAACUAAAUCGAAAUAAAUCACCCCAGACUCUGGUUGAACAAACAAAUAUCUAAAAAAAUCUAAAAAAAAUCCAAAAAAAAAAAACCAUUCAAAAUAUAUACAAAAAAACCCACAAAAAAAGAACCAAAACAAAAAAAAAAAAAACAAACAAAAAAAUUGCGAAAAAUACAUCAGAGAAUUGGAAAACAUUUCGUGCUAGAAAUUUGUGUUUAGAAAAUUUGUGUUUUCUUGAGUUCGCGCCUCUCGCAGUCUCCCUUCCUCUCUCUCUAUCUCUGUCACUCUGUCACUCGUCUCUAUCGCUGUCUAUAGUGCCAUCUCUAUCUCAUUAAUGGUAACCAACUCAAUCAACAAGCUGCAAAAAUAAAGUUAACAAAUAGGACAAAAAACAAAAACAAACAAAACAAAAGAUAGCAAUAAAUAGCAUAGGAUCAUAGUUCAAGUUCUUUUAUCAAGCAAAUCCGUCGGCCAAAAACAUUUUCUUUGAUUUUUUUUACAACUUUUUUUUGCGUUGUCAAUAGACAAAAUAAGUAAGUGUUUUGCGUGUUUGUGUGUGUGUAAAAAAAAAAAAAAACAAAAACAAACGAAAGGCCGACAGGAGAAUCGGUAGUGAAACUGCAUGGAAUUGAUGGCCAGAGAACCAGAGGAGAGAAGAAUCGAGCACACUCUGCUCCGAUCAGAGUUUGAGUAAUAAUCCCAAAGCCCGCAUACUAAAUACUUUGGCAUUACUUACUUGGAUUCGAUAGAGGGAACAGCGUCGAUACUGAGUGCCGACCGCGGACAAUAGGAUUCGUUAAAGUAAAAAUGCCGCUGGCGUUGCAGUCGCAGCUCGUGGCUCUAGCCACGCCUCCGCCCCACUAAAGGUCUAGGCCCCUGACACAGUCAGAGGCGGAGGCGUCAGAAGGGGCGUGCGAGCGUCCGACGGCAACGGCAACGGCUACGGCUACGGCAAAAUGGCCGCUAGCCCAGGAAAUGCAACAGCAACAUCGGGAGCAACAGGAGCAGCGGAAAGAGCAGCAACCACAACGGGAACAACAGCAACCACAACCACAACUACAGGCACAGGGAGAGCGUUGAUGAACCACCUGCUGAAUCGCUCGGCGGAGAGGAACCGCAGCAAUGAGGUCGAUAAAGAUGGGGGACUGGGAGAAGACGGCGUCGGGAUCGGAGCCCCCCCGACGCCAACGGGUUACCUCCCGCUGUACGAGGACGAGACGCAGCCGGCGGCGGAGGAUGACGGCUAUGCCCUAAUCGACGACAUCAGCGACUGGCUCCUGAGCUCCGCCAGCGCAGAGAACACCACGUCCACGUCAACGUCCACGGCAGCAGCGAUGGCAACGAAAAUGGGAAUGGGAAUGGGAACGGACACAGCCACCUCGACCACCAAUGAUACCCUGGGUUGGCUGAGCCUCGACCUAGGGGAAGCGUUGAACACCACGCAGCCCAGUCGUGUCAAUUCCAGCAUGGUGGACGAGGGGGAGGAGGAGGCGCCCGGCGACGGCCUCUACGCGCUGCGGAACUUCGUGGAGCAGCAGUUGGCCGGUGGCGAGGCCGGCACCGGUGCCGGGGAGGAAGCGGACAUUGCACUGAUCGACAGCGGGGAGGAGGCGGCCUUGGACAACGUAGCUGAUGCGGAAACGGACUACGGUCUGUUAGGAGGCUUCGGCGAUGUUGAGCUGCUUCAGCGGACGGCUACGAUGGCCAAGGCCACGCUCAGAAACCGCACGACGGCGGUGUCGAGCGGAGGUGGUAUGGUUGGAGGAGGAGGAGGAGGAGUAGACGGCGCGGCUGGUGGUGGUGGUGGAAGCUCAUUUAUGCUGCUUCUGGAGAACUUUAACGACUACUUUCCUAACUACAAUGGCAGCACGGUUUCGGGAACAACAAUAACAUCAGCUGCCGCGGCAACAACACCAAGCAGCGGCAGUGGCGGCAUCCUGAUGGAACAGAACCUCACGGGACUGUUCCUGGACACCUAUCGGAUGAACUGCACCAACGAGACGCUGAACCUGACGUCCGAGUCUUGUGGCGAGCUGAGAAUCGUGGACCACAACUACUGGGCGCUCAUCUUGAUACUGUUCCCCAUCCUUACCCUCUUCGGCAACAUCCUGGUCAUCCUGUCCGUAUGCCGCGAGCGAUCGCUGCAGACAGUUACGAAUUACUUUAUAGUUUCUUUAGCCAUAGCCGAUCUCCUGGUCGCCGUGGUCGUGAUGCCAUUUGCUGUUUACUUUCUGGUAAAUGGGGCCUGGGCAUUGCCUGAUGUUGUUUGUGAUUUCUAUAUAGCCAUGGAUGUGAUAUGCUCUACUUCAUCGAUAUUCAACUUAGUUGCCAUCUCCAUAGACAGAUAUAUCGCUGUGACGCAGCCAAUAAAGUACGCCAAGCACAAAAACAGUCGCCGCGUUUGCCUUACGAUACUGCUGGUGUGGGCCAUAUCGGCUGCAAUCGGCUCGCCGAUAGUUCUCGGCCUAAACAACACGCCCAAUCGCGAACCGGAUGUGUGCGCCUUCUACAACGCCGACUUUAUACUCUACUCGUCGCUGAGCAGCUUCUACAUACCCUGCAUCAUCAUGGUAUUCCUCUACUGGAACAUAUUUAAGGCCCUGCGUAGUCGUGCCAGAAAGCAGAGGGCUGCCCGUAAGCCGCAUCUCUCGGAGCUGACGGGCGGCAGCGUCAUCGAGAACAUCGCCCAGACUAGACGACUGGCGGAGACGGCCCUCGACAGCAGUCGCCAUGCCAGCCGGAUCAUGCCGGACGAGCCGGCCACCAACACGGCCAGUGGUUCCAACGAGGAGGAGGACGAGAACGCCAUUUCACCGGACAUCGACGACUGUCAUGUCAUUGUGAACGACAAGUCCACCGAGUUCAUGCUGGCGACCGUCGUCGAGGAGACCGGCAACAGCGUUGUGGCUCAGAUCACCACACAGCCGCAGCUGGUGGUUGCCGAUCCGAAUGGUAAUCAUGAUUCUGGUUAUGCAGCCUCAAACGUUGAUGAUGUCCUUGCAGGCGUGGGCGUGGCCACGGGCCCGGCCGGCACCGCCGCAGCGGUGAGCAGCGCCACGCCCCCAGACAGCCCCCUGCCCAGCGGAGCCACCCUGCAGCGGUCGAGUGUCAGCAGCCGGCGCAACACCGCCGAGGACUCGCCGAAGCGCGGCGAGCCACCACUCAGGUCAGUGGCAGUCGAUCACUCCAGCGUCGCCAUGAAGCCAUUGUCCUUUGUCCGCUAUGGAGUGCAGGAGGCCAUGACUUUGGCACGCAACGACUCAACGCUAUCGACCACAUCGAAAACGUCCUCGCGCAAGGAUAAGAAAAACUCGCAGGCGUCAAGAUUCACGAUAUACAAGGUGCACAAGGCCUCGAAAAAGAAACGCGAAAAAUCGUCGGCCAAAAAGGAACGCAAGGCCACAAAAACAUUGGCCAUCGUUUUGGGUGUCUUCCUCUUCUGCUGGCUGCCAUUCUUCACCUGCAACAUCAUGGACGCCAUGUGCGCCAAAUUCAAUAAAGACUGCCGACCGGGUCUGACGGCCUACAUGAUGACCACCUGGCUGGGCUACAUCAACAGCUUUGUCAAUCCCGUGAUCUACACGAUAUUCAAUCCAGAGUUUCGCAAGGCCUUCAAGAAGAUCAUGCAUAUGGGGUGAUUGAAAACGACGAGCAUGACAGCAGCAGCAGCGGCAGCACCAGCAAUCACAACAAUAGCAAUAGCAAGCAAGCCGAAACUGGACUAAGAGCAAAACUGUACUUAAUCGAAGGUGUAAGUAAGUAGUAGUGGGGUAAGGACGUAAGGAUAGAUGGAUAGAUGGAUGAAUGAAUGGGUAAAUGGAAAUACGUAUGUAUGUUUGGAGCACAGUGCCAAAUGAAAGCAAUGGAUGGAGAGAUGGAUCGAUCGAUACUCGCCACUCAAUUAGGCAUAUAAGUCUCGAGGCAAGGAGAUCCCCGUUCUUUUUGUUCGUAGGUACAAUAGCCCUAAGCAUGUGUACUCAAAGGUUCAGCUAUCUAUGUAAAUAGAUCUGUAUAUACAUCUACCAUUUAGCUCUAAUUAUGCAUAAGUACUAUACACAUAUAAUCUAUAUACCAAUAUCGCGUUGAGAGCAUUACGAGCUGUAGGCUAGGUACAAUUUUAAACAAUUACGUUUAGCUAAUCCUAAUCUCGAACGAUAUAAUCAAACGCCCCUCCCAAAACUGAAUACUGAAAAUAACUCUACCGUAGCCAUAAGUUCCACAAGUUGUCGGAUCAGAUUGGAACCAAUUCGCUUUAAAUUGAGGAUAAUGUUUUGUAUGCUAAUUCCUGACCUAUCACAUAUCACGAGCAGACAACUACUCGUAUUCCCCUCACCGAAUGACUCCCCCGCUCCCCCUUCCAGCCCCACCCCAAUGAGUAGAUAAGUGUAGAGAUGAAAUUCCAUAUCUUUAAAGGCAACGGCAACUCGAAGCAGAAGAUUUCGAAGAUGCUCGAAGUUAGCGUUUCGAUACUUGGUAUCGAUACUUAGUGUAAGGCAGCAGUAUUAGGCAGGAUAUAGAUAAGUGACAAGCAGGGCCUUGAGGUCAGCGGCCCCACGCACACACAGCACACACACUCACACACACGAAUGAAUCAAGUUAAGGACGAUAACUGAUAUUAAUAAGUUAUCGAUAAGCUGGCGCCAGGGCGAAAAAGUAAGGGAUGGAUGGGUGGUCAAGAAUGGUCACGGUAACUCAAAUAAACUAUUUUCUAUUAGUCUAUCGGUAAAUUUGAUCGAUCAUUGAUCAUAUAUGUGAUCGAUAAAUGCAUCGAUAGCUUUCAAAAUUGAUUAUAAUCAAUCAAGAACUGUCUUCCAAAACCGCCUUGCCCACCCAAGGAUCGCAUUCAAGCAGUAACAGUCGACCCGAUUAGAUAUAUCGAAUGGCAGAUACCCGAUACCAAAUCCGAUAACUUGUCCGCUGAACACACAUGCACACACACAAAAAGACUUAACAACAACAAACUAAAUGAGCCCCAAAAAUCAAACAAAAUCGCAGGAACGCUGACCCUCGAUGCCACACCUGCUUACAGAGCACAAUUCGGAUUAUUGUUCAGUUUCAGUUGAAAGCUCGUAGGCCAAGGCCCUAGGGAAAUUACAUCGUUUUAAGAGGAAUUUCGAUAGUGAAAGAUGUAAGCGCAUUUAAAACCUUAAGGUCUUAGGUAUUUAGGUUAGUCCCAUAGAGUACUCGUAAAUUAAACAGGGGCGUACCUAGUACGCCAAAACCAAAGCCCAAAAAUACUCAUUUUCAGAUCCCAGAGAACGCAAGUUCGGGAAAAGAAUAUAUGCGGUGACUAUAGCUGAUACUCCCACAGAGAUAUGUAGGUAUAAGGUUUAAGGUAUAGGAAGAGUGCAUAGCAAGUCGGACAAGUGCGAAGAAUCAGGGUAUGUAGAGCACAUUACUAGAAGUAAUCUGCAGCCGCUCAGAGAGGCAGAGGUAAAGUUGGGCAAGGGCGCAAUAGUUGCCCAGACCCAACUAAAGUACUACGAUAAGAUACAUAAUCGUAUGUGUAAUAUAAAAAACUGAGUUUUGAAACACGGACCGAAACCCUCGACCCACCAACGAUGAUAGGCCUGUCGGAUAUCGGAGCAUGACCAAACGAUGCCCCCUCGAAUGUGCCCUGGACCAGCGAAGUGCUGACUGAAAAGAGAGUGGAGUUGGAUGGGACUAUAUGUAUAUGUAUUUGUAUAUAUAGAAGGAUGGAAAGCGGGUUAGCCUUCGUUUCGAGACUGCUCCAAACUGCUUGGAGCCUUGCCCCUUGCUCUCAAUCAGAAUCAGGAUCAGUGAGCGAGCAUAUUCGAAUCGGCAUCGUCCUGCCACAGCAGAAUCCCAAUCCUUAUCCGAAACGCUAUCGUAGUUGGUCGGGCCGAGACACAUUUGGAUUUGGGUCCCUGAUUUCAAUGGCCGUCCUCUUAACUGUUUCUAUGUGACAAAUAAUUGAUAGAUACUCGUAAAUGCAUAUGCAAUACUUUAUACAAAAUUCCAUAUAUGAUAUGAAUGAAUAUUGUGUAGCACCUAAGACCUAAGCUCGGAUUAUGUGUACCUCGGAUUAAGCAUUAAGCGUUAAGCGAUAGCUCACUACCAAAUACGAGUAAUGUAAUCCCCGUAGGAAAUUCAGCUCAACGGUUUUUAUACUUUCCUAAAAUCUUCAAAAUGUAUCCCUCUGAUUAUCUGUGUGUAUUCGUGUGUGUGUGUGCUCUAGUGUUUGAUUGAGUGAGUGGAGGUGGUUUUUUUUCUCAUAAGCUAAGACAUAGUUCAUAAGGAUAGUAGGCUAAGAUACAAUAUGAUGGAAACUGUUCAACAUUCAGAUCAAUGCAAAAUGCUCCUAAGUUAAGUUCUUCCAAAGAAAACGCUUAUUAAUUAUAGCUAAUUGGUAAAUGUGCAAAUUGAAUUAACUAUACAUAUAUACAUACAUACGUACACGACACAGACACAUACACAAACACCCAGAUACUCACACACCUGUUGUUGGUUUAUCGAAAUUUUAGCCUGAGUUUCAGAGUCGAUGAAUUGUUAUCUAUUAUCUGUUAUCUGUUGAAUUCGUUAAUUUGUGAAUUGAUACGAUACCCAUUUAAGGAUAGUAAGUACUCCUAAGGCCCCUCCGCAUAAUCACCCCCAUAAAUGUAUGAAAACUAUAUAUAGAUAUGUAUGUAUGUAUACCCGUAUAGUGAGGUCUCUCUGCCCAGUAAGCAUACAGUACAUAUGUCUUUGUGUGCGUACAAUAUGUGUAAAACUAGACAAGAACAAGAAAAGACAGGAUCUAAAACUGAGAACUAUUUUAAAGCAAUGGUCAAAUUUGAUUGUUUUUUUUUCUAGAACAAUUACGAUGAUUAUGCAUUAAAUGAAAAGUAGGCUAAGCUCCAAAGAAAGGCGAACUACUGAUGCGGGAAUAAUUACCAUAGCUAAUAAUAAUAGCAAUAAAACCUAACAUCAAUAAAUGUAAUAAUAAUGGGAAUGGCCGCUAACAGCAAUUGAGCGGAGCGGUAUGAGAAUACAUUAAAUAAAUAAAGAGAAAUCAAUAAAAACUGAAAAUAUUUCAAAGCAAA